Propithecus coquereli (Coquerel's sifaka) is the source of this 3097-nucleotide messenger RNA. It is a transcript of the gene P2RY1, whose product is annotated as purinergic receptor P2Y, G-protein coupled, 1. Bases 824 to 1945 code for a protein of 373 amino acids. Gene Ontology annotation, cellular component: plasma membrane. The transcript has a single exon. Gene Ontology annotation, biological process: phospholipase C-activating G protein-coupled receptor signaling pathway; relaxation of muscle; platelet activation. Lineage: Eukaryota; Metazoa; Chordata; Mammalia; Primates; Indriidae. Gene Ontology annotation, molecular function: ATP binding; A1 adenosine receptor binding; G protein-coupled ATP receptor activity. The record is from RefSeq and is a predicted model, not a curated record.
AGACCGACACUCCAGAAGACGCCUCUGGUUUCCCCCUGACCCCUGGAGGGUGCGGGCUGGCUGCCGGGCGGGCUUGGCUGAGGCACGCCUCUCUCGCUUCCCAGCGGAGCGCGGACUCGCUCGGGUGCCCAAACUCCGCCCACCCUCGCGGGGAGCGGAGCUCUCCCGCCUGCCCCCUGCACUCAGGACCGAGCAGGGCCUCGGGAAGAGCUUGAGCGGACCGCGAAGAGUACGCGAUUCCGAAGCGCACGGGUCUGCAGCCACACGCGCUCUGAUGGCCCCCGAACGCUGAGCGCGGGGUGGGCGCAGGUAGAGACGAGGAGCCCCGAAAGCGAGCUGUUUAUUUCCAAGGUACGGAGGAGGAAGAUGUCCACAUGAAGUUGCUCUUUGCGGGAAGGAGGCUGGGGAGCGCCUUCCCCACGCCAGGGCGCAGCGGAGCGAGUUUAGCUUGACCUCGCUGCGCCUCCGGCGCGCUUUGCAGCGCGGACCCGCGGCGCUUAGCAAAAGCGCACUCGGAAAGUUAUCGGUGGCGGUGCCCUGCGCUCCCUGUUGUGUAACCUCGCCGCUGCCCGCCGGACGGGGAAGUUGCCGGCCUGCCCGCCUGCCCAGUUCUGUCGCAGCCCCAAACGGAUUUCAUGGCCCGCGGCGAACGCGGGGCCGGAGCCGGCGUGGGCGAGUCCCCGCGCUCCCCCUCCCGCGGGGGUCCCCCGCGCCCACUCCCUUCCGCUCGCCGGGUUUCCGAUGUUCGCUGAGCCCCGUGCCGCCGUCGCUCUCUCGCCGCAGCUUGCCCCUCGGAGCCUCCGCCUAAGUCCGGGAGGAGAGAAUGACCGAAGUGCUGUGGCCGGCUGUCCCCAACGGGACGGACGCUGCCUUCUUGGCCGGCCCGGGCUCGUCCUGGGGGAACACCACUGUCGCCUCCACUGCCGCGGUCUCUGGCUCCUUCAAAUGCGCCCUGACCAAGACGGGCUUCCAGUUCUACUACCUGCCGGCUGUCUACAUCUUGGUGUUUAUCAUCGGCUUCCUGGGCAACAGCGUGGCCAUCUGGAUGUUCGUCUUCCAUAUGAAGCCCUGGAGCGGCAUCUCGGUGUACAUGUUCAACUUGGCUCUGGCCGACUUCUUGUACGUGCUGACUCUGCCAGCCCUCAUCUUCUACUACUUCAAUAAGACAGACUGGAUCUUCGGGGACGCCAUGUGCAAACUGCAGAGGUUCAUCUUCCAUGUGAACCUCUAUGGCAGCAUCUUGUUCCUGACAUGCAUCAGUGCGCACCGGUACAGCGGUGUGGUGUACCCACUCAAGUCCCUGGGCAGGCUCAAGAAGAAGAACGCGGUCUGUAUCAGCGUGCUGGUGUGGCUCGUCGUGGUGGCGGCGAUCUCCCCUAUCCUCUUCUACUCGGGCACCGGGGUCCGGAAAAAUAAAACCAUCACCUGCUAUGACACCACCUCAGACGAGUACCUGCGAAGUUAUUUCAUCUACAGCAUGUGUACCACCGUGGCCAUGUUCUGUGUCCCCUUGGUGCUGAUUCUGGGCUGUUACGGAUUAAUUGUUAGAGCUUUGAUUUACAAAGACCUGGACAACUCUCCUCUGAGGAGAAAAUCGAUUUACCUGGUUAUUAUUGUACUGACUGUUUUUGGUGUGUCUUACAUCCCUUUCCAUGUGAUGAAAACGAUGAACUUGAGGGCCCGGCUGGAUUUUCAGACCCCAGCAAUGUGUGCUUUCAAUGACAGGGUUUAUGCCACUUAUCAGGUAACAAGAGGUCUAGCAAGUCUCAACAGUUGUGUGGACCCCAUUCUCUAUUUCUUGGCAGGAGAUACUUUCAGAAGGAGACUCUCACGGGCGACCAGGAAAGCUUCCAGAAGAAGUGAGGCAAAUUUGCAAUCCAAGAGUGAAGACAUGACCCUAAAUAUUUUAUCUGAGUUCAAGCAGAAUGGAGAUACAAGCUUGUGAAGGCACAGGAAUCCCCAAACCUCACUUUUGUAACAUGGUAGGAUGCUUAACAGAGCCAAGUGCUUUUUUUUUCCCCUUUUAAGUUUCUAGUAAGUUUAGAGAAAAUUCAAACUAAGAGAGUAGUGAGUUGAAAAAAAUUAAUAGAAGUAGAAAUGCCCACAUCCACACUUAACUUGUUCGGGUUUGCUUUCAAAGUCUCGUUUCUUUCUGACUAGAAGUAUGUAUAAUAAAACAAUACUACUUAGUUAAACAUUUACUUUCUCUUCUGCCUUUAAAGUUUACAAGCUUUUCUGUUUAAAGGCUGUGUGCAUGUAAGUAAUGGGGCUAUUUUGAUACUAGUAAUUUCUCCAAGAAAACUAGCCACCUGAAUUAUAGUUUGUGAUUUGUUUAACCUUUCUUGUUGUUAAUAAUCCAUGGUAGGAACAAAUUGAAAAUCCACAUUCUCAAAAAUAUUUAGCACAGAAUAGCAAAAUACUAAACUCAGUUCAUUCAGUAUCAGAUGAACAGAUCUUUGAGCUGGAUGUCUUUCAGUGUCUUACAACUAUAGAUGAUAGCUGACUGAGUUUCUUCAGGAAAUUUGAUAGAAAAGUAAAGUCAAUGGAUUUAAAAGCCUGAAAAAUGAUUGUUUUCCAGUCAUUUCUGGCGAACUACUUAGUAUACAUUGGUUGCUAAAUGUUUGAUGGCGGAAGCCUGCAUAUACUAUCUUACUGGUAAAAUGCAUUCAGAAUCAUUAAAGUGCAUGUAUUUUCCUUGUAAACACCAUGAACUCUCUUAGACUUCUGUGAUAAAGAGCAUUUAUUUGCACCACUGCUGUGCAAUGCCUUUAGGACUUUGUUUGUGUUCCAGGACAAGUGAUGAUUCACAUCUGUAAAAACAAUUUAAAAAGCACAGAUAAAUUAUAGACCAAAAGCUUGAGUAAAGUUGAAUAACUGUUAGCAAGUUGAGGGAUGUUGAGCAGGAGGAUAGUAUUUCAGAACAGGAGUGGUUGACAGUCAUCCACAACACAGAGCCUGCAAGUAUACUCUCGAAUGUAUGUGGCAACUGGGGGUGGACAAAGACAUUUUAGAAUAAUGACUUUAGUUUGAAUUAAAAUCCUGGUAGAAAAGGCUUUUGAUGCUUCUUCAAAGUGUUUGUAAGUAUUAAAGGCAAUAU